AUGGUGGCUACGAGAACAGGUCCGCGUCGAACACUUCGCCGUGUUAAACAUCUCCAAAUCACGAACGAUUUGCGGGGUGGGCGAUCACUAGAAUUUGGUCGCCAGUAUCAUUCGAGCCCGUCCGACGUCAGACGCGAUGUAGUGCCCUCAAGCAGAACACCUCGGCAGUCUCCCCAGAGCCCCCGCCGAUCACUGAGGUCCAGGCGGUCUGUACGCAGUUUCAGCUCAUUUGAUUCACUAUUAAGUCAAGAUAUAACACCACCCACUCCAGGACGACCGGUAUCGAGAAGCACGCCGACAAUCGGAGGAGCCUCAACCACCCCUAGCGAUGGUGCGACCAGAAGACAAUUCACCGGAAUUCUUGAGCCAUUAUUCACACCGGCACAACGCUCAUCAGUUCAAAAGAUGGUCAGUUAUUUGGAGGACGGGACACAAGUGACUACCUUUGUGAUGACCUCACCCACCAGCCAUGGGAGCGCCGACUCCGAUGGUUUCCGGAGUCCUUUUCAGCGUGAUCCGAGUCCGCCACUCACACCCAGCGAUGCCGACAGUAUCUGGCGGGAGAAUCGGAGGCACUCAAUUGAAAUUAGAAACCAGAUUUCGCGCCUUUUGAGCUUCGACUCAACCCUAUCAGAGGGGGAUGAAACCACCCAUCGUCAAAUAUUUUCCGUACGCUCGAGGUCAAACAGCCUCGAGAGUCGCGCGGAAACAUCAUCUAUACUUUCCAUCAUAUACGCUUCCUCCAAUAAUGGAAAUAACGAGGAGGGGAGUGUUUCAUCACAUCAGUAUGUGGAGGAUACAGCCGGCACCUCGCCUGUCGAAAAAUCGCGUCGAACUGCGUCAACACCUCCAUCCAAUUCAACUGAGAAACCAAGCAUUGAGAUCAGGUCUCGCCGGAACAGUUCCGUUAGCGUGAUUGCAAUGUUGGCCCCAUCAUCCAAGAAAAAUCUCGCAUCGGCGGGAAAGACAAUGACAGCUCGCUUCUUCAUUUCCGGGUCGAAGGCAUGUAAAAGAUUGGUUUCUCGGAUUGGGAUAUGUGAUAUUUUUGCCCGUCGUGCUACAGGUCCCUAUACGUCAGCUGGGUCAACAGCAUCUUCCGAAGCAUCAACUUUGUGUACCAGUGUAAAUAAUCUCACCGCAAGGUCCGAUGGGAGAAACUAUCUCCUAAACUCGGGCAGUCACCUGGAGUCAAUCUGGAGUGUUGAAAGAGACGAGACCGUUGGUGCUUGGUCGCCACGCGAGGGAAGUCCGGCGGGUGAGAGCGAGAAGAAUGCAGAUGGAGAUAUUGGCGGCUACGGCUGUUUAUCCACUAGUGAGGAGUACUCCCGGGGCACUAGUACAACGCACGAAACCACUAUGUCAAGCAUGAGCUCAGGUCUCAAAAAUUCAGGAUGCGAUCGCUACCUGCGUCUAUGCCAUACUAGCAGCAGUGAAGAAUAUCAGAGACCACCAACUGCAGCCUAUUAUGAAGAUCCUUCCGAUCCGACCUCGUAUUACCGCCCAGAGCACACUCAGUCCGAUAUUGACAAUGACGUGCCAACUCCUCCUUCCGGGCGAUGUGUUCGACCAGCAUGCUAUACAACAAUCGAACCAAACACUUCGUUAUCAAGGGCAUGGACCGUCCUUCGACCUAACUGGAAAAGAGAAUUCAAUACUGCCAGUAAUGAGAGAGAAGUGGACGAUCAAAUGAAGGGGAGAUGCCAGGACAUAUCGUAUCUCUCCAAUGAUUCGUCCAUCUCCAUAGGAAGUACUGCAACCGUUAUCAAAAAAGUUCCACUAGAGAACCACGAUAAGCAAUUGGGGAGCCAAGCAGCGGAUCAGAUGGCUACGUCACGUUCCCAGCUCGAGAGCCUCUGCUUCGCAGAUGCGACAGAUGAGGAUGAAGCUGCAAAUAAAAGCGACCGUAGUUCGAUAAGAGCGAUUCCGUCAACACCAACCACCUUGGAGCAAACUCACGAUCUACUCCACGUUCUCGCACAAGCUACCUCUCAGCUUCCCACAGUACCAGAUACUAUGCACCAGAUUAUCGCGGAUACACGAAGCUCUAACGUCUCCAAUGAGACCGUUUUUCAACCGGGACAGCCAGGAGCGGUCGCUCUUUCCGAAGCCGCGAAAGCCGUCCCGACCCAAGAUUCUCUGGAUACCGAAGGGAGUAAGAGCCAGUCUUGGCUUAAACAAAUUUCUCUGAGAGUUAAAGCCAGCGUGAUGGAUCUCCGGAAACGCGACCUCGGCAACAAUACAGAUCGUCGAAGUCGCUAG
This is a messenger RNA of Morchella importuna, 2259 nucleotides long. RefSeq lists its product as uncharacterized. The record is from RefSeq and is a predicted model, not a curated record. The transcript has a single exon. Lineage: Eukaryota; Fungi; Ascomycota; Pezizomycetes; Pezizales; Morchellaceae. The coding region runs from base 1 to 2259 and encodes 752 amino acids.